AUGAAUUGUUGUCCUAAUAAUGAUUAUCAACAAAGACAAAACGACUUAUUGGUCCACCCAUACAAGGGCAAGAUUCAAACAUCUUACAAGGUUAUAUUGGUUGGUAGUCCAAAUGUUGGAAAAUCAACGAUUGUAGAUAGAUUAAUUGGCAAACCUAUCAAUGCUCCAUAUACAACUCCUACCAUUGGCAUUGAUUUUUCAAAGAUCACAAUACAUAUAGAUCAAUUACCAGUUAACAUUUUGAUUUGGAAUGGUGAUUCUGGACAAGCAAGAUUUAAAAGUACACAUCCACCAUUAUUUUAUAGAGGAGCAGAUUUUGUAUUUUUGGUUUAUGAUUUAAAUGGUUCAAAUCAAUCAUAUUUAUAUGAUUCCUAUAAAGAACAUAUUGAACAAAAUCCACUCCUUGAUCCUAAAACAAGUAGUGUUGUUAUCAUUGGAAACAAAUUAGACCUUGUGCAACGAUUCAGCUUUUUCAAAGAUGGAUCAAUAACAUCAUUUGAAAAAGCUGAAUCGUUUGCACAAGAAAAAGGAUGUAGUUAUUUCGCAGUCAGUGCCGUCAAUGGUCAAAACUUUGAAUUACUUCAUGAUCAUUUAUAUAAUAAUAUUAAACAAAAAAUUGAAGAACAAAAGGAAUUAAUAAAUAAUUAA
Molecule: messenger RNA, 648 nt
Organism: Cavenderia fasciculata
Lineage: Eukaryota; Evosea; Eumycetozoa; Acytosteliales; Cavenderiaceae
Exons: 2
Coding region: 1-648 (215 amino acids)
Molecular function (GO): GTPase activity; GTP binding
Source: RefSeq, a predicted model, not a curated record